UAAUUUUCUUCCCAAAAUGACCUUUUGAUCACCUGCAAUUGAAUUCUUCUGUGUUGAACCUCAACAACCCUUCACUGUCCUCUACUGAAUUCGCUGUAUGGAGGUAAGCUAAAUUUCUAUCCCGACUUUGAUACUGUGCGCUACAUGCUUGUUGAAUUGCUCCAAUGGGUUUCUCAUCAUGCUUAGUAAAGGUUUUCCCUUCUACCAUAUCCUUAAACAAUCAAAACCUCAUUCCUUUCAAAUUAUCUCAACGCCGUGAACUGUUUGUCUCAAUCUCCGCCUCAAAUUCCCCCUCUGCCGCCACAAUUUCACUCCUUAAAUCCAAACACCUCCCACCGGACUUCGCUCAGAGGCACCUUCUCGACACCCUUCGUCGGGAGAGUGAUGAAACCUCAGCUCUUAGCCUCUUUGAAUGGGCUUUAGAGCAGCCUGAGUUCGAACCCAGUCGGCAGAUUUGCGAGGAGAUUCUUCGCAAGCUUGGAAACGCGGGGUCCUUUGAUGCGAUGAGGCGAGUCUUGGAUGAUAUGAAAGAGUCCAAGGUUGAGAUUGGUGAAGGUACUUUCUUCAUCUUUAUUGAAAGAUAUGCCAAUUUUGAACUUUAUGAUGAGGCCAUUGGUGUUCUUGAUGUGAUGGAACAUGAGUUUGGUGUGAAACCAGGAAUCUUUAGUUACAAUUUAGUGUUGAAUGUUCUUGUUGAUGGGAAUAGAUUGAAGCUAGUUGAAGGUGUGCUUUCUAGGAUGUUGAGUGAGGGUUCAAACCCAGAUGUGGCAACUUUUAACAUACUGAUUAAAUCCCUCUGCAAAGCUCGUAAAAUUAAGGCUGCAAUUUUGAUGAUGGAAGAUAUGCCUAGACACGGUUUAUUGCCUGAUGAGAAGACUUACAACACAUUAAUGUGGGGUUAUAUUGAGGAUGGAGAUUUAGAGGGUGCAUUGAGAAUUAGGGACCGAAUGCUGGCAGAUAACUGCCCUCCAACCAAUAUAACGGUUAACGUUUUGAUUCAUGGGUUCUGUAAAGAGGGUAGGAUUGAAGAAGCUUCAACUUUUCUGCAGGAGAUGUCUAGCCAAGGGUUCUGUCCUGACCAUUAUACCUUCAACACUUGGAUAAACGGUUUGUUUAAAGCGGGGCACGUUUUCCAUGCUCUUGAUGUCUUGGAUAUGAUGCUUCAAAAGGGUAUUGAUCCUAAUUUAAUUACCUACAACACUGUGAUAUCUGGGCUUUGUGAAGCGGGUGAAGUGAAGGAGGCCGUUAAGGUUCUCACUCAGAUGAUUUUGCGGGACUGUAUACCGUAUAGAGUCACAUAUAACACUGUCGUCAGCACGUUGUGUAAAGAGAACCAAGUGCAGCAAGCCAUAGAACUUAGUUGUGUUUUUACGAGCAUGGGGCUCUUACCCGAUGUGUGUACUUUUAAUUCUCUGAUAAAAGGCCUCUGUUGGAGUAGCAAUUUCGAUAGCGCAAUGGAAUUGUUCCGAGAGAUGAAGACUGAAGGGUUCCAACCAAAUGUGUUCACUUAUAACAUUCUAAUCGAAUACGUUUUUGCAAAGAAGAAAUUGAACGAAGCAAAGGCCCUUUUAAAGGAUAUGGAAUUAAGUGACUGUGCGAAAAACGUAUUUACAUAUAAUAUAUUGAUGGAUGGCUUCUGCAAGAACAAUAGAAUCGAAGAAGCUGGUGAAAUAUUUGAUGAAAUGGUACUGCAAGGGAUCUCAAGGGACUUGGUGACUUAUAACACCCUUAUCGACGGUCUUUGUAAGGCCCAGAGAGUAGAGAAGGCGGCUCAGCUUAUGGACCGGAUGAUAAUGGAAGGAUUGAAACCUGAUACAUACACAUUCAACUCCAUUCUUCAUCCUUACUGCAGAACCGGUGAUGUCAAAAAGGCGGUGGAGAUAAUGCAAACCAUGACAUUGAAUGGCUGCGAACCAGAUGCUUUUACUUACGCUACACUUAUUCAGGGGCUCUGUAAAUCAGGAAAAGUCGAGGUCGCUACUAGGUUGCUCAUAACCAUCCAGAUGAAAGGGAUGGUUAUAGCACCGCAGACGUAUAAUCCCAUAAUCCAGACACUCUUCAGACAAAAGAGAACGAAAGAAGCCAUGAAGCUCUUUAGGGAAAUGGAGGAGAAAGCUGAUCCUCCAGACUACGUAUCUUAUAAAACUGUUUUCCGGGGCCUUUGCUCUGCUGGACCCAUUGAUGAAGCCGUUAACUUUGCUGUGGAGAUGAUGGAGAAAGGAUAUAUACCUGAAUUCUCUUUAAUCUACAAUUUGGCAGAAGGGCUGUUUUCUUUAGCUAGAGAGGAGACUUUAGCUAAGUUCAUUGCCAUGAUCAUUAAGAAAGCAGACUUCUCGGAAAAUGAGAAGGGUAUGAUUAAGGGUUUCCUUAAAAUCUGUAAAUUUCGUGAUGCAUUGGGCGCUCUUGGCCGCGUCUUAAAUAGCCAUUAUCCCAAAGGGAAUUUGGUAAAGGGAAGAUUGAGACAUUGAGUUGUUGAUUAGCAAGAAAGUCUGAAACUGUUUUGUUUUUGGUUUUUUCUCUAUUU
This is a messenger RNA of Ipomoea nil (Japanese morning glory), 2524 nucleotides long. Its product is annotated as pentatricopeptide repeat-containing protein At3g53700, chloroplastic-like. The record is from RefSeq and is a predicted model, not a curated record. Gene Ontology annotation, molecular function: protein binding. The coding region runs from base 165 to 2468 and encodes 767 amino acids. Lineage: Eukaryota; Viridiplantae; Streptophyta; Magnoliopsida; Solanales; Convolvulaceae. The transcript has 2 exons.